Messenger RNA from Cryptomeria japonica (Japanese cedar), 3708 nucleotides. RefSeq names its product nodulation receptor kinase. Lineage: Eukaryota; Viridiplantae; Streptophyta; Pinopsida; Cupressales; Cupressaceae. Gene Ontology annotation, biological process: protein phosphorylation. Bases 620 to 3364 code for a protein of 914 amino acids. The record is from RefSeq and is a predicted model, not a curated record. Gene Ontology annotation, molecular function: protein kinase activity; ATP binding; protein binding. The transcript is spliced from 16 exons.
UAGCCAUUGUAUAUAUAUGAUAAAAGUAUGAAACAUCUUGCUGCGAAAUUGCCGUGAGAAAGUUGUGUGGAGAUAAGUUUUAAUUUUGCGGAGGAAGUAUAUAAAAAAGCUUCUGAUCAAGGCAGGCUUAUGAAUCUCACCAAAAAUGUUGGGUUUAAAAUCAUCUAGUCGAAAACUAGUGAUCUUGGACAGGGAAACGCAAUUAUGUGGUAAAAUAGGGAGCAUUUCACUGCAAAAACGUUUAAUAAGAAAUUUUAGCAUCAUGAUAGAGACUUUGUGGUCUAAAUAGGGAAAUCGUUUGCUGCAAAAAAUGCUUGAGGAAAUCGCAUCAAUAUGAGUUCGGACUUUGCGGUGUAAACAGUGAAAUAUUUUACUGGGCAAUUUGAAAUUUUUGGGAGACAAUAAGGGAGAAUUGUCGUUGAGAAGAAAUGCAGAAAGUUGUGAGCAAAUUGCUCAGUAGAGUAGAGGGUAACGACUUACGGUUGAAUCUUCCCGUGCAAUGAUCGCGUACACCGGAAUUCCGGCUCUGCGGGGAAACUUUGGGAAGGAUGCUUUGGCUAAAAAGGUUUCAAGAGGAAGGCGAAAUAGCUGUUGAUUACUUUGGAUAAGAUUUGUGUAUAUGGUUCAAAAUCACAUGGCUGCUGUAUGCCCUUGGACUAAAAUUACAGUUUUUCUGUUUGCUGCAGUUCAAGUUGUUGGUGCACAAGAAGGAUUUGUUAGUUUACUGUGUGGUGGAAAAUCUAAUAUUAUUGAAGCAGAAACAAAGCUUGUAUGGAUUCCAGAUGAUAACUACACUCUUUAUAAGGGAGAAAUUGUGCUAUAUCCGUCUCCAGUGGAAGGCAGUCAACCUAAGCCUAUCCGACAAUUUAGUUCUGAUUUUAAAAGUUGUUAUAACUUAACAACUGUGAAGGGAGAUCUUUAUUUGAUCCGAGGCAGUUUUAUUCAUGGUGAACUGUAUGGGAGGCCUUUAUUUGAUGUCUCUAUUGAUGCUACAGUAAUAUGUCAAGUAAACACAUCAGUUUCAGCUCUUCGAAAUGAGGUGAUUCUUACAGCUACAGAGAAUUAUGUCACAUACUGCUUAAUUCCAAAAAGACACCAUGGAGCUCCAUUUAUUUCACAGCUGGAAUUGAGGCCUCUCAACAGAGAAUUAUAUACUUCAAAGGAUCCGCAGAAAAUUUUGAAGAUGUUAACACGGAUUGACCUUGGAAACAAUGGGUCAGUGAGCCUAAGGUACCCAAAUGAUUCUUUUGAUCGUAUCUGGGAUGGCGAUCCCCAUCCUAUUUGUGGAAAGUCUAUUUCAUCAAAAACUAAUUUCAGCACCAGCGACAACAAAGUUCCUAAUCAAGUUCUGCAAACUGCAAAGAUGGGAUCCUGUGGGAAAAGAUUGGAACUUUUGAUUGACAAUGAAAACCAAGAAGCUAAGGACUAUCUUGUGAUCUUGUAUUUUCGGGAAGUUGAUGAUAAAGUUCAAGUUGGUGAAAGAGUGUUUGACAUACAUGUAAAUGGGGAACUAAUGCAUUCACAUGUUGACAUAUUAGCAAAUGGUACUGAGCAAUACAAGCUUUUAAAUUUCGAAGUUCAUGCAGUUGGUGGUCUGAAUAUUUCUUUAGAAGGAACUUCAAAAUUGAGCCCAAUCUGCAAUGCUUAUGAAGCCUAUGAAAUAAUUACCAAAAAAGCUGGAACUGCAGAGAGUGAUGUUAGCGCUCUAGUCAUUUUGAGAGAUGCAUUGCUUGAAAGCAAUCCGAAGUUGUUAGCUCUGCAAUCCUGGUCUGGAGAUCCUUGCCUCCCUAUUUUGGAGAAUGGCCAGUCAACAUCUUGGGUAGGGGUGACCUGCAAAUCAGAUCAGGGGAGGCAAAUUGUCACAGAACUGGAUUUAUCUUGUAAAAAUCUGCAAGGACAGAUGCCAAGUAGCAUAAAUAAUUUGGUGAACCUCGAGAAGCUGAAUAUCAGUGAUAAUAAAUUGGAAGGAAGUAUGCCAGAAUUACCAAAUUUGACGAGGUUAACAUCAUUUGAUAUUAGAUGGAAUAACUUCAAAGGGAAUUUUCCUAUAUCGAUAAUCCGACUUGCAAAUUUGACGGACUUCAGAUUAAUUGGAUGCAAUCCACAACUAAAUACAAGUAUUCCAGAAGGCUGCCUAAAAUGUAAUUAUAGUGACAAGGGUUGUGAAGGUAAUUCAGGACAAAAAAAUACACAAACUGUUGUCAUAGGCGGAUUUGUUGGGGGUUCGGUUUUUCUUCUAGUUACAGUGGGAGUUAUGUUCAGUUGUUUCUACAGAAGGCGAAAAAUGGUUGAUGCAAACGAAACCCCUAAUUAUAAAGAAAAUUCUAUAAAGUCAUUCAACAUAGAAAUAUUCACUCUCAAGGGACUAGCAUCUGCAACAAACAAUUAUCAGAUCAAGAUAGGCGAAGGUGGAUUCGGUGUUGUUUACCGUGGGACAUUGGCUGAUGGGCAAGAAGUGGCUGUUAAGGUCCGCUCAACCACUUCUAUUCAAGGAAUGCGUGAAUUUGAGACUGAGUUAAAUCUUCUCUCUAAAAUUCGGCAUGAAAAUUUGGUCCCUCUUCUGGGGUACUGCCCUGAAAAGGAUCAACAAAUCCUCGUCUAUCCAUUCAUGUCUAAUGGUUCCUUGCAAGAUCGCCUCUAUGGCGAAGCAGCAAAGCGAAAACCUUUAGAUUGGCAAACACGUAUUUCUAUUGCCCUUGGGGCUGCCCGGGGUUUACAUUUUCUGCAUACCAGUGGAGAGAGAUGCAUCAUCCAUAGAGAUAUCAAGUCUAGCAACAUUCUCCUGGACCAAAGCAUGGUUGCAAAAGUUGCAGAUUUUGGCUUUUCAAAGUAUGCUCCUCAGGAUGGAGACAACAAUGUCUCAUUAGAAGUGCGAGGGACUGCUGGUUAUUUAGACCCUGAAUAUUAUUCAAGUCAGCAACUCACAGUAAAGAGUGACGUCUUCAGCUUUGGUGUUGUACUGUUAGAAAUAAUAUGUGGUCGUGAGCCUCUCAAUAUUCACAGGCCCCGAUCUGAAUGGAGCCUGGUAGAAUGGGCAAAACCUUUCAUUCAAGAUUCAAAUAUUGAUGCAAUAGUUGAUCCAGUGAUUAGAACGAGUUAUGUGCCAGAAGCUAUGUGGAGGGUUGUAGAAACUGCAAUGACAAGUGUGGAGCCUUUUUCUGUUCGUCGGCCUUCUAUGGAAGACAUUGUACGUGAGCUUGAGGAUGCCUUUAUUAUUGAGAAUAAUGCUUCUCAGUACAUGAAAUCGAUCAGUGGCUCAUUUCGCUUUUCCAUGGAUCCAAAAUCACUGCCACCUGUAGCAUACACUCCAAACGAACCAUCAUCUGUAUUUUCAGAGACUUUAGGUUCUCCACAUCCAAGAUAGAUCACUUCCAUUUUUACGACGAUGACUUGAAAAGAAUGGAACAGCUAUGUGUUCUGCUAUGUGUUAUUUAUUCAUCUUAGAGGUAUCCCUCUGAUCAUUCGCUUGUCACCACUUUAAAAAUUAAUGGUAGCCAUCAGUGACUGGAAACAAUAGCUGAACCCUGAUAAGAAUGUGCAUGACUUGCAGACUAUGGUUUAUGAAGACAAGAACAGGUAUUCAACUUUUGUCUGCAACAAGAACUUGAGGCUCCAAUGCUCAUGAUUGUCCCAAAACAUGAAAUGCAGAGUUGUAAAGGGCUGCGUAUUAAGUAUUUGAAUGCAAGUUUGACCAUUCCAUUGUUUUCA